GUGGACAAGGGUGUGUCUUUUGUUUGAAACAGCCAAGAGAGCAAGCGCACAUAUUUUUUUCAAGAAAUGUACCUUACUUUCUAUUUGGAAAUGUGCGUAAGGAAAGCGAGAGUUCUGUACUUGUGUUCUGGCCACUUUGUAGCCUACAGUACCUGACAUUCCGAAGGACUUCAAGUUGUUGAUCAACUAAAAUGACUUGUGGUUGUCAUCGUGAAGAAUACCGGAUCGUUGAAAAACAUAGAUAUUCCUGUAGCCUACUUUGUUACCCCUCUAAACGUAUAGGCGGGCCUAUGUGGAUGUGAGAUAUCUGAUGCACAUUUAAAACAUCGAGCGCACAGGUUACCUAAUGGUAGGACACUUUUCCUUAUUUUUUGGGGGGAGGGGGUGGAACAUUUGUUCGAAUUAACAGUAAACAUGGUAUUCUACACUAUAUAGUCUAUCUGUACAGUGAACACAUUUUUAUUGGACAGCCAUGGGUGAAUUAAUUUAUACUUGUCAUGGAUUCUCAUACAUAGUUUAGCCUAACAAUUAGACAUAUGGAUAUUUAAAUAUAUUACAAUUAUAUUUAAUUUUGUAGCCUACAGCCACUUUGUAGCCUACAGUACCUGACAUUCCGAAGGACUUCAAGUUGUUGAUCAACUAAAAUGACUUGUGGUUGUCAUCGUGAAGAAUACCGGAUCGUUGAAAAACAUAGAUAUUCCUGUAGCCUACUUUGUUACCCCUCUAAACGUAUAGGCGGGCCUAUGUGGAUGUGAGAUAUCUGAUGCACAUUUAAAACAUCGAGCGCACAGGUUACCUAAUGGAGAUGGAUUUCCAAAAGCUGCUGUUGCAGGUGGAACAAGGCCUGUGCAGUGAAGAAGUACAAGCACUUGCAUUUCUUUGCAAAGAUCUGCUUGAGAAAGACUGUAGCUCAGUGCCCACAGCAAGUCAACUCUUCUCUCUUCUGAUGGACCAAGAACUGUUAACCCCCGAUCAGCCUUACUUACUUGCCGAUUUAUUAUGCACCAUCCAGCGGCACAGCUUGAUGCGAGAGCUUGGCCUCAACAACCAGCUUCCAACAACCAGUAGCCUCAUCUCUCCUUAUAGAAAACUGCUGUAUGACCUAUCAGAGAACACCACUGAAGACGAGUUGAGAGAGAUUAAGUUCCUAUUGGUUAACAUACUCCCUCGUAGGAAACUGGAGGGCAACGUGACUACCUUGCAAGUAUUCCUGGAAAUGGAGAAAAUUGAUAUUUUGAGCGUCAUAAAACUAAACACUGUUGAAAGUAUGUUUGGAAGUGUCUGCCCCAUGUUGAAAACAAGAAUCAACCAGUUUAAAACAAAGCAGGGGCCAGUAACCCCAAAAACAGGGGUGGGAUUGUUAAAACCAAGGUCUUCUUCUGCAUGUCUUCCAGAAAACCAGGCUGUCUCCAUGCUUCCAAUGAGACCUGUGUCAUGUGGACUAUCAGUCGAACAACGUGGACAUUCUGACACGAUGUUCUUUCCCUCUUCGUACUUCUCUUCAGGUACACAGCCUUCAGCUGAGGUGUCCACUCUGAAUCCAGCUGACACCUCUCUGGAUGUUCGGAGGGUCUCAGAUACAGUGGAUGCAGUACUUUCACAUAGGCUGGGUCUCCUAAGUACCAGUGGGGACAACGAUGCUGCUCUCAGCCAAGGGAAUCACCAUGUUUCAUCCAUACCCUCACGUGGACACAAUAAGAACUUUGACCCUGCAAAUCGUCAGACAGGAAACACCACAAAAGAGGAAGUGGGAGAAUAUGCUAUGACAGGAAGAAAGAGAGGUUACUGUCUGAUAAUUAACAACUACAACUUCAGAAAUUCUCCAAAACCCCUAAACAAUAGAGAGGGAACACAGGUUGAUGAAAGCAGUUUGGUGAGUGUGUUUGAGUGGCUGGGCUUUGAGACGCAGAUUGAGCCAGACUGCAGCCGGGAGCAGUUACUGUCUCGAGUUGAGGAGCUCCGCAGCCGUGACCACAGCCAGAUGGACUGCCUGGUGUGCUGCGUUCUGAGCCACGGGCUGGAGGGAGGUGUUUAUGGGGUGGACGGGCUGAAGGUCAGAGUCAGGGAGCUCACAGAGCCCUUCUCUGGACUGGAGUGCAGCUCACUGAGGGGGAAGCCCAAGCUGUUCUUUAUCCAGGCCUGUCAGGGCAUCAAGGAACAACAGCCAGUGUUCAUUCAGUCCGAUUGCCCAGGCGCUGAUGGCUCUACUAUCACCAGCUCUAUCUGCACUGAUGCAGUGGUACCCAGAGACUCCAUUCCCUCUGAUGCCGACUUCCUUCUGGGCAUGGCCACUGUCCCUCACUUUGCCUCUUUCAGAGACAUAAGUAAGGGCACUUGGUUCAUCCAGUCAUUGUGCCAGAACCUCAUCAACAUGGUUCCCAGUGGGUAUGACUUGCUGUCCAUCCUGACCAAGGUAAACGAUGAUGUCAGCAGUAAGAGUGAUAACCAUGGCACCAGGAAGCAGAUGCCCCAGCCUGCAUACUCACUCAGGAAGAGGCUGGUCUUUCCCAUCCCAAAAGACCCUCCUCCCAGACUACAUGAGCCAGAAAUAUUUGCUUGAGAGCACUAGAGCAGAGGGGUUUAAAUCUGGUCCUUUUACUUUCCCAUCCCAAAAAACCCUCACCCCAGACUACACCUCCCAGACUACAUGAGCCAGAAAUAUUGGCUUGAGAGCACUAGAGCAGAGGGGUUUAAAUCUGGUCCUUAUACUUUCCCACCAAAUCAGGGACGGAUUCAGACACUGUAUGUGUAGACUCACCAACAAUAUAUACACCCUCUGGGAUCACUCAGGUAGAAGGUGCAUGUUUACAGUUUAUUUUUUAUACCUCGCCCUGUUUUAUUUACACUACCAGUCAAAAGUUUGGACACACCAAGUCAUUCCAGGGUUUUCUUUAUUUUUACUAUUUUCUACAUUGUAGAAUACUAGUAUAGACAUCAAAACUAUUAAAAUAACAUAUAUGGAAUCAUGUAGUAACCAAAAAAAGUGUUAAACAAAUCAAAAUAUAUUUGAGAUUCUUCAAAGUAGCCACCCUUUUCCUUGAUGACAGCUUUGCACACACUUGGCAUUCUCUCAACCAGCUUCGUGAGGUAGUCACCUGGAAUGCAUUAAAAUUAACAGGUGUGCCUUGUUAAAAGUUAAUUUGUGAAAUUUCUUUCCUUAUUAAUGCAUUUGAGCCAAUCAGUUGUGUUGUGACAAAGCAGGGGUGGUAUACAAAAGAUAGCCCUAUUUGUUAAAAGACCAAGUCCAUAUUAUGGCAAGAACAGCUCAAAUAAGCAAAGAGAAACGACAGUCCAUUACUUUAAGACAUGAAUGUCAGUCAAUAUGGAACAUUUCAAGAACUUUGAAAGUUUCAUCAAGUGCAGUCUCAAAAACCAUCAAGCGCUAUGAUGAAACUGGCUCUCAUGAGGACCACAUUUACAUUUACAUUUAAGUCAUUUAGCAGACGCUCUUAUCCAGAGCGACUUACAAAUUACAGGAAAGGAAUACCCAGAGUUACCUCUACUGCAGAGGAUAAGUUCCUUAGAGUUAACUGCACCUCAGAUUACAGCCCAAAUAAAUGCUUCACAGAGUUCAAGAAACAGACACAUCUCAACAUCAACUGUUCAGAGGAGACUGUGAAUCAGGCCUUUAUGGUCGAAUUGCUGCAAAGAAACCACUACUAAAGAAACAUGAACAAUGGACAUUAGACCGGUGGAGAAUGUUUGGUUUUAUUUAGAAUUCAAGGCACACUUACACUCCAGGCUGUGUAAGGGCUGUUUUACCAAGAAAGAGAAUGAUGGAGUGCUGCAUCAGAUGACCUGGCCUCCACAAUCACCCAACCCUAACCCAAUUGAGAGGGUUCGGGAUGAGUUGGACCGCAGAGUGAAGGAAAAGCAGCCAACAAGCGCUCAUCAUAUGUGGGAACUCCUUCAAGACUGUUGGAAAAUAAUUCCAGGUGAAGCUGGUUAAGAGAAUGCCAAGAGUGUGCGAAAGCUAUCAUCAAGGCAGAGGGUUGCUACUUUGAAAAAUGUCAAAUAUAUUUUGAGUUGUUUAACACGUUUUUGGUUACUGUAUGAUUCCAUAUAUGUUAUUUCAUAGUUAUGAUGCCUUCACUGUCAUUCUACAAUGUAUAAAAUAGUACAAAAUAAAGAAAAACCCUUGAAUGAGUAGGUGUGUCCAAACGUGUGACUGGUACUGUAUAUAUCUAGAUUGUGACUUGCUACUUGUUCUUGUACUCAGGCUAAAUGUGAUUUUCACCUUUGUGGUGCAGAUGGCACCAGAAGGGGCCAUUAGAACAUUAGGAGAGUUUUAAACCAUGUUUCACAAUCAGAAAAACAGGUUGCUCGUGACAUUUCCAGGCGGAGGAAGGAGGAGUGGUAAUUCUGCCUGAUCUGAUUGGCAUGUUAAAACAAGGCCCUGCUGUCAGAGUGGCAAGUCAAGACAAAAUAACACACAUAGUAGUCAUCGCUCUACUCGGCUCUGCUCUGCUAUCAAUGUAGGUAGUCUUGUUUGUGCAAAGUUUAAAUCUCACAGAGACUCGUAAAUAUUGAGGAGCUGUUUAAUUGAACAUGACCUUUUUGGAAUGUUGGAGCUGCAGUUAAAUCCUACACAAGAGCAAUAUUUUCACAACCCCUGGACAUUAUGUUUGUUAUUUCUCCUUUCAUAUUCUUUGUAGCCUACUGGUUACUACAUGAUUCCAUAUAUGUUCUUUCAUAGUUUUGAUGUCUUCACUAUUAUCCUACAAUGUAGAAAAUAGUACAAAUAAAGAAAAACCCUUGAAUGAGUAGGUGUGUCCAAACUUUUGACAGGUACUGUAUAAAAAAAUGAAAUUCAGUAGAAAUAUAUCCAAAGAACUGUAAAUAGAAAAUUGUAGGAAAUGUUUUUAAUGCUUCAAUAUGAAACCUUUUGGCCAAAGUCACAUGAAAUUUGAGUUAUAGAUCUGUGAUUCUCAUUGAAAGCAAGUCUAUGAAGCAGUAGAUCGGUUCUAUGUGGACUAUCUUUUGUUUACAUCUGUUUUGUACACCAGUUUCAUACACCUGAAAAUACAAUAUUAUUGGUUAUGGAAAAUAUAUUUCACAGCAGUUUAAAUGGUACAAUGAUACUCUACAUUAUACUUGCUUGUUUUGUCACAAACUGAAAUUAGGUGAACUAUUAGAAUUUUAGCAACCAGGAAAUGGCAGAGUGAUUUAUGCAUAUUGCAUCUUUAAAUUGUAUUUUUAAAUGGUGUAAAGGAGAAGCAAUAACAAAAUAACUGAAGAGCACUUAUUAUGCAACUUCCUAAAUCAAUAAAGGCAAUUUUCAUUCAA
Messenger RNA from Oncorhynchus nerka (sockeye salmon), 5286 nucleotides. RefSeq names its product caspase-8-like. Lineage: Eukaryota; Metazoa; Chordata; Actinopteri; Salmoniformes; Salmonidae. Gene Ontology annotation, biological process: proteolysis; regulation of apoptotic process. The record is from RefSeq and is a predicted model, not a curated record. Gene Ontology annotation, molecular function: protein binding; cysteine-type endopeptidase activity. The transcript is spliced from 13 exons. Bases 800 to 2560 code for a protein of 586 amino acids.